Messenger RNA from Daldinia decipiens, 1633 nucleotides. RefSeq lists its product as uncharacterized. The transcript has a single exon. Bases 707 to 1195 code for a protein of 162 amino acids. Lineage: Eukaryota; Fungi; Ascomycota; Sordariomycetes; Xylariales; Hypoxylaceae. The record is from RefSeq and is a predicted model, not a curated record.
UCGCAACACCUUGAACGAUUAACAGCCCACGCAUACCACUACUACCACGCCCCCCCGCAUCCCAACGAGAUUGCCGCGGCCCAAGCGACUCUGAAGAGAGGAAUCGACGAGGAUUGGCAAUCUAGCGUUCAGCGGUACCCAGAAGUGCUAGAAUAUUUUUACAGUUUGGUGGAAUUGACCCUCCCACCCGAUGACGAACCUGCAGUCAAAGACCCUCCGUUGAGUGCCUUAAGCGGAUCACGGAAGGUUAGCAGACGGGGCGGUGCGUCAACGGCUACGGUGGCAGGGGAUACCUUCCACGAGAGGGAGCGGGAACGGAACCCUCUUGCAAGAAGGACACCCCCGCCCCCUAUGGACAGAAUUGACAGGAUAGAUAGGAGGACGCCGGGACCGGUUGCGAACCCACUUGCACCGCCACCCGGCCCUCAAAGAAGGCAUAGCACCUACCGGCCGCCGACCGCACCGCCGACUGCUUACUUCCAGACCUACUGACUUAAGUAGUAGUUGGAGUGAUAGUUGGAAAAUAUGGUUAAGAGCUUAUCUCAUCUGGCCGGCCGUGACCUCGACACCUUUACGCCUGGACUAUCCUACCCUUUCCGCCACUCUUGUAAAAUCGGAUCACAGCACAGCUUGCAUAUCUAUCUAUCUACACACGACAUAUUUUAUUUCUUUGAAUUAAUUCAAAAAGAAGAACCAAACUAUAUUCAUGAGACCACGAAAGCGCAUCAUGACUACCGUAUCUGUUGCAUGGAUGGGAGGAGGGAAAACGUCCCAGAUACCAUUUCUUUUCUGCAUAGCGGCGAGACAUCUGCUCUUUUUGACAAACUGUUCACACAAGACACAACUCAACACAUAUUCUAUUCAUUUUGUUCUUGUUUUCCUUGAGGAGCUGGUUCUACUUCGACCUUGGGAGUCAUUUCUAAGACGGGUGGCAAUUUCUUCCCCGGGGAUUCGAUUGGGCGUACGGAGUGUUCCACGGGUAUUGGUUGGACGAGCAAGGGCAAGGAUCCGGCAAGCUUCAUUUCUCACUUGCCUUUUGGUUGCUCACUUGUUUCACUUCUGUGAUGUAUUUGUUGUCCGUGCCCGCUGUCGGCACAUAGGGACGGAGAUUUUCUACCUGCGCGAGAGGGAGAGAGCGGAGCUACGAUAUACCUAUCGACUUAUCAUCCAAGCAGAGCAGAGCGAGGUACUUUAGUCAAAUCAAUAUACAACAAAGUUAAUGAAACAUUGUCUUAGUCAAAUCAUGGCUCGGAACGACCCACGGGUAUGGGCGUUGGCAGGCAAACGCAUGUGCGUUUCUUUCUUUUCUCUCGUUUCUCUUUUGCACUCGGGCUCGGCUUGGUAGGGUAGACAGACGUGGUCACCCUCCAGCCGGGCAUCAAAAGCAUCAGAUCAGAUCAGGUAGGGCACGGCAGUAGGAGUGAGUGAGUGAGUUUCGAGCUGCUUCUGCUUGCUGUAGCUGUAGCUUGCCGUUCAGUCACGCGUCUCGGUGCUCCCCCGCCCUAUGGCGAUGCGGCUGACACGUAGGCGACGGGAAGUGGGCGAGCCUUUUAUAUACAUGUACGUACAUAUAUACCUACCUACCUACCUUAUAUGUGAUAAGCGGUCCCUGGCUCGGGAUGUAAAUUAGCGA